GUAGUUUCAACAACGGUCACAAGGUUUACUUGACACAAAACACCAGCAGUUGCAUGAGUUGAUAACCUUUUUGUAUAACUAUUGAAUAAAGGCACUUAUUCAACUAACAUUGACUGACGGAUAGCUAGCCUGGCAAGGUGAAAACGAACACCGAGGAUUAGAAGAAUAGGAUGAUGUCACUAUCUCGCUUUGUGAGGAAUAUCUCAAGACUGCCCCGACCUCAGGGAGCAGCUGCGCUGUCCACACAAGUACAACCAAGUGCCAUCAGAAGUCCUGAUAUUCAAUACAACAAGAUUUUCAUCAACAAUGAGUGGCAUGAUUCUGUGAGUGGAAAAACAUUCCCCACCAUCAACCCAGCUACUGAGGAGGUCAUCUGUGAAGUAGCAGAGGGAGAUCAGGCUGAUGUGGAGAAGGCAGUUAAAGCAGCUAAAGAUGCAUUUAGGCUUGGAUCACCAUGGAGAACUAUGGAUGCAUGUGAUAGAGGGGUGCUCCUCAACAGGCUGGCUGAUCUUGUAGCUAGGGAUAGAAAUAUAUUGGCUUCCCUGGAGACACUUGAUAAUGGUAAACCAUUUGGUGAUUCAUUCAAUGCUGACCUUCACCUUACUGAGAAAUGCUACAGGUACUACGCUGGAUGGGCAGAUAAAAACCAUGGAAAGACAAUACCCAUAGGUGGGGAUCAUUUUGCCUACACACGCCAUGAACCAGUGGGAAUAUGCGGGCAGAUCAUACCAUGGAAUUUCCCCCUUUUAAUGCAAGCAUGGAAAUGGGGCCCAGCUCUUGCUAUGGGCAAUGUUAGCAUCUUGAAACUAGCAGAACAGACGCCACUCUCUGGAUUGCACAUGGCAUCUUUAAUAGCAGAGGCUGGAUUCCCCCCUGGUGUAGUAAGUGUGAUACCUGGGUACGGACCAACAGCUGGAGGAGCCAUAGCCAACCACAAUGAGAUUGACAAAGUUGCAUUCACUGGAUCAACUGAAGUUGGUAAAAUAAUUGCUGGUUCCGUUGCUAGGAGCAACUUGAAGAGAAUGACACUUGAGCUUGGUGGCAAAAGUCCAAAUAUUGUAUUGGCAGAUGCAGACUUGGACUAUGCCGUUGACCAGGCCCAGUUUGGUCUGUUUUUCAACCAGGGCCAAUGCUGUUGUGCAGGAAGCAGGAUCUUUGUAGAAGAGAAGGUCUAUGAUGAGUUUGUAGAGAGGAGUACAGAGAAAGCUAAACUCAGGAAAGUGGGAGAUCCUUUCUCAGCAGUGGACCAAGGCCCCCAGGUUGACAGUGACCAAUUCGGCAAAAUCCUUUCUCUGAUAGAAUCAGGAAAGAAAGAUGGCGCAAAAUUAACCACAGGAGGAGGCAGAGUUGGGGAUAAAGGUUACUUUGUUGAGCCUACAGUAUUCAGUGAUGUACAGGAUAAUAUGAGGAUUGCAAAGGAGGAGAUCUUCGGACCAGUAAUGCAGAUCCUUAAGUUCAAGAGCAUUGAAGAAGUAAUUGAAAGAGCCCAUGAUACAGAAUAUGGUUUAGCAGCCAGUGUAUUCACUAAGGAUCUUGAUAGAGCCAUCUUUCUGUCCAACUCACUUAGGGCCGGAACAGUCUGGGUGAACUGUUAUGAUGUGUUUGAUGCCGCUGCACCAUUUGGAGGCUACAAGAUGUCAGGAACUGGAAGAGAAUUGGGAGAAUAUGGACUGGAUGCUUACACUGAAGUCAAAACAGUGACCAUCAAGAUCCCACAGAAAAACUCAUAAAAACAGUUACUGGACCGAAACGACUCGGGGUUAGGGUAUAAAACAAUGUGAUUGUAUAGCAUUUAUGCAACUUGCCUGAACAUUGUCUUGACAGAAUAGUUCAUAUUAAUAUGCAUGUGGUUUUAGUAUAGUUGGGAACUCCUCACUAGGAUUGAGGAUACCGUGUAAGUGAAUUUAGUUUUGGAUAUGAAAGGAAAACCUUCAUGGAGUACAGCUUCUAGUGGAAUACGUUAUUCCGCCAAUAUUUUCUGCAAAACAUGGACUGUUCAUGAUAUUGUGUCACUGAUGAGUUUAAGAUAUUAUGUAGACUACUUUAGGAGUCCCUCUUUUCAUGGUAAGGUUAAUGUUCCCGAUUAUAACGAUUAUAACGUUAAAUGUGUAUGGAGAGGUGAAUUAUAUUUUUGUAAAAUAAUGUUCUUUUAUAUUAGAGUGACUCAACCUACAUGUAACUCAGGUAGAGAAAAUUAUAGCAACAUGUAACUUUUACUACCAAUGGACUAAAAUAAAAAUUAAAAUUUUUACAGAGUACAUGUACAACAUGUAUAUAUCAACCCUGAAUGUGAUUGCUGAACCUACUUGUUAUCAACUUGAGAGGUACAAAAAUGUCGCCUAUGAUUUCUUUGCUCACAAGGUGAGCAAUAAUUUUCAAUAACUGACAUAGUACAGGUUGAGCCACUUUAUAAAUGCGUUUAUGUUUUAAGACCGAACUGAUAUUUUACAUUCAGUUCAAUGUCAAAGUCAUGAUAACUGUUAUAACUGUUAAAAUGUGUAGCUUACAUCUCCUAACAUUAUUAAAAAUAAAUUGUAUAAUUUUAAAAUAACCAAUUGUAUUUGUACAGUAAAUUACAGUAAUAUUUUUUACAUUUUAUACAGUUACAUAGAUAACCAAUUAAAUGGCUGGAAACAGCAUAUACAAAAUUAUUUCAUACAAAAUUAUUUCAUACAAAAUUAUCUUAUACUAUAUACAAUUGUCAGAACAAUAAACUUGAAUAAGCAUGCAAUUAAAAAGCUGGACACAUAUACUAAAUGACAACUGUCUGUAGUAUGCAAACAGAAAUAAACAUUUACAGUUACAUACAAUUAAGUGGUAACUUAUUGUUUUAAGAUAAACUGAAUUGGAAGUAUUGGAGUUAAGUCUCAUUCCAAUGUGAUACUAGUAUUUUAAAAGAGCUCAGUGCUAAACACUGAUCCUUAAUAGAACAAAAUUUAAAGAAAAACAAUACAUAUAACCUAUAACAUGCACCAUCGUCAGACUUUGAUGCAGACCUUCUGUUCUGUAAAUACUACAGAACAGAAAAUUGCUUGUGUAUUAAGUUAAUAAAACGUGUUUUGGUUUAUUAUAAAUUGUAUUUGGAAUGCUGCUUAUUGCAUUGGACAAGGGAUUUUUAAAACAAGAAGCAUUUGUCUCAUUGGAAAUAUUGCAUUGUGUCAUGGCACUAUUUAGGGAGCAUAUGAAAAUGAUAACACACAUGUGUCAUUGUGUAUACAUUGUACAUUGUACCAAAUUAUACUGAAUUUUAAUAAUCAAAUACAUGUGAAAAUAGAUACUGUUUUCCAGAUAUCUGACAAAAUAUUUCAAAUCAACACAUCACAAGCAUAGUGAACCACACAUACGAAUAUACAGGGUGUCCAUAAAGU
Owenia fusiformis is the source of this 3368-nucleotide messenger RNA. The record is from the annotation of a GenBank genome assembly. NCBI's taxonomy places the organism in Eukaryota, Metazoa, Annelida, Polychaeta, Sabellida, Oweniidae.